Messenger RNA from Branchiostoma floridae (Florida lancelet), 7793 nucleotides. RefSeq names its product protein sidekick-2-like. The record is from RefSeq and is a predicted model, not a curated record. Gene Ontology annotation, molecular function: protein binding. Bases 500 to 7003 code for a protein of 2167 amino acids. Gene Ontology annotation, biological process: cell-cell adhesion. The transcript has 42 exons. NCBI's taxonomy places the organism in Eukaryota, Metazoa, Chordata, Leptocardii, Amphioxiformes, Branchiostomatidae.
GAUUUUGGUCACGUGGUCAGUGUUUUCAAAAAUUCUGCUUUAGGGUGAUCAUGGUCGGUGUUGGCUGCCUGCCGCUUCCUGUACAACUUGCCAUGUUCACGGCGCAGUAGAACAAUCUUCUUGGAUUUCCCAGUUUAAGUGUAACUUUUUGUAUCGAUUGGAGAAAGUUCGGGUCGCUGUGAGCACAUUUCUAGCAGCGUAGCAGCUACUGAGUACGAGUUCCAAGUGGUCCAAUUUUCAAGAUGGCUGCCGGAGAGUAACUAACUCACAAGUGUUGGCACCUCAGUUUUGUUCGGGACAGGAUAUCCUAUCGUCUAUCUGUUGGGCCAUAAGAUACAGGAGAUUGUUGUGUACAGGAGGAAGUACUACUGGCGUGUAAUAGUUGUCUUCCCGUGAGUAUUUACUGGUUGUGAGACUCGUGAGACGGGCUGUUGUCCGGAAGAGUGGGGGCGGCCGGACGACUGGAUAGCGAAAAUUCGUCUGUACAACCGUGACGGGCAUGGCGACGACAAUGGCCAUGGUCUUCAGGACUAUAUUACUGAUCUGCUGUAUCACAGGAAUCACCACAGCAGAUAACUUGUUAGGACCAUCUGUGCAGACAGAGCCUGAGGAUGAUGUUGUUCUGGAAGGGAACAGUAAGAAUAUGGCGUGUGUUGGAAGGGGCAGCAGUCCUCUGGAGUACAGGUGGCUGAAGGAUGGGCAGGAGAGGACAGGCUUUAGUACCAGUGGCAGGCUGAGACUCAUCAAUGUGUCACCUCAGAAUGAUGCAGGGGAGUACCGCUGUAUCGUGAAGAACUCGCUAGGAAUGGUGCUCAGCAAGAAGGCACAACUGGAUGUUGCCUAUAUUGGACAGUUUCCCUCCAGCCCGACCAGUGAGUCUGUGGAUGCAGGGCAGCCCAAAGUACUCAGCUGCCCACCGAUAGACAGUGUCCCAGUACCUCGCUACUCAUGGUUCAUCGAUAACACUCUGAUUCAGACUAACACACGGACAAGGUUCAUCACUGUGGAUGGUCGGCUGGUCCUCCUGUCCUCCUCAGGGUCUGACUCCAGACAGUACAAAUGUAGGGCUUCUAACGAUGAUGUUGCUGAUGACAGAAUCAGUCAAACCAUUACCUUGAGUGUUAGAGGGUCUGUGAGUUCCACCCAACAGAUCCAGCCCACCAUUGUGAUCCCUCCAAUAGACCAAAAUGUGGAGAGGGGGGACAACCAAGCUGUGUUUGAAUGUGUGCCUAAUGCCAAUCCCAUCAACAGCCUGACCAUCACCUGGAAGAAAGACGGCGAGGUCGUCACGGCUGGUCUGAGUGACUUCAACAGGAAACUGACCAUCAAUUUCCCUACGGACAGUGACGAGGGCAUUUACAAGUGUGAGGCCAGACUGGCUGGGAGUUCCUACAGUCCUGCCUCUGCCUAUGCUAACCUCACUAUCUAUGAUGAACCAGUCUUCACCCGGAGACCACCCAUCGAAAGGAGAGGAAACCUAGAUCACUCCACAGACAUCCAGUGCCAGGCUGCCGGCACGCCCCAGCCCACCAUCAAAUGGUACUACGAUGCCGUCGACAUCGCAUCAUUUGCAGACAGCAACAAGUACCAGGUGCUGAGUGACGGGUCGCUGCGCAUCAUGAGCCUGGGGGAGGCUGACCAGGGGAUGUACCAGUGCUUUGCUGAGAACGCCCAGGGAAGCGUACACGCAGCCACCAGGCUUAUUGUACAGAACCAGCGCAUUGCUCCCAAUAUCAUUGACCCUCCUGCCCCCACGUCAGUCGUGGAUGGGAGUGUGGCUCGUAUGAGGUGUUCUGCUGAAGGUGCGCCCCGCCCGACCAUCACAUGGUACAAAGGUGCAGCUGUGCUGGGUAGUGUGACCCUUACAGAUGAUGUGCAGGUGGGCAGCACGGUAGCCUCGGUGUCAGGCAGGUUCAUGGUGCUGCAGUCUGGCGACCUGCUCAUCUCUCCUGCCAGGAAGGAGGACAGCGGCAGUUACAUGUGCACCGCUGCCAACUCCAUUGGUUCUGUCAGUGCUAAUGCCACACUUACUGUGCAGAUUCAAACAGAGAUCACGACACCCCCACGUGACCCUACGGAGGUUAUCAAGGGUACAACAGCUGUGCUUGAGUGUGGCGUGUCACAUGACACCAGCAUCUCCAUACACCUGUCCUGGUGGAAGGACGGGGAGCCCAUCCGACCCGACAGUCGCUACACCAUCACUGCACAGGGCUCUCUGCAGAUCAGAUCUGUGUUUGUGGCUGAUGUGGGGAUAUACACAUGUAACGUCACUUCAGCUGGGGGCAAUGACUCAGCUAGUGCAUACCUGCUGGUGAAAGAGCUGCCACACAAGCCCACAGGUGUUUCUGCUGUACUGAGUAAUGUGGAGAACAGGGCCAUCGUGUUGAACUGGGACAUCCCCUUUGAUGGCAACAGUCCCAUCGAGAGGUUCGUCCUGGAGGUCAAAGAAGACAAAAGGAGUACUGUACUCUCUCCUUCCUCAUCCCUCUCCAGUGAAGAUGAGGACUGGGCGGUGAUGCAGUCCAGCGUAGACCCUGCCUCCACCAGCCUGGUGCUGCGGAACCUGCGCCCCUCCAUGGGGUACCAGUUCCGCAUCAAGGCUGUCAACCGCAUCGGCGAUGGACCAUUUAGUGACCCCACACCGAGAGUCAGACUUCCUAAUGAAGUACCUGAUGCUCCUCCCCAGGGGGUGCUGGCAAGUGCCCGUGACACUGAGUCCAUCAUGCUGGAGUGGAGGGCUCCACCAGAGGAGAACCAGAAUGGAGACUUGUACGGCUACAUGAUCAGCUACAACAUCAUCGGACUGGGAUCCUUUGCCGACGAAAGGAACAUCACCGAUCCAUCAGCGACUAGCUACGUGCUAGAUGGUCUGAUCGUCUUCACUGAAUACGAGAUCCGCAUAGCUGCCUACAAUAUAGAGGGUGUUGGGGUGUACAGUAAUCCUAUCACUCAGAGGACUGCAGAAGGAGUUCCCACCCGAGCACCUGAACUUCAGGAGGUUACGUCUGUGAACUCUUCUGUAUUGGAACUGACCUGGAGAGGCUGCAACACUGCCUACAUCAAUGGCAUCAACCAAGGGUACAAGAUGAAAGCCUGGGGGUUUGACAGGGACCCCCUGCGACAUCCCGCUAACAUCACCCAGCUGGUGUUGCCUGGACCUAACCAGCAGACAGAACACAUGGUCAACGUGCGCAAGUUUACUCGCUACCGCAUCGGUGUGCUGUGCUACACCAGUGUGGGCGAUGGCCCACUGAGUAAUCUGAUAUUGGUCAGGACACUGGAAGAUUACCCAGGCCCUGUGGACCGCCUGCGCUUUACAGAGGUGAUUGACGAGUCAUUCCUUGUGAGCUGGAGGCAGCCACGAGACGUGAACGGCGUUCUGCUGGGAUACGAGGUUGGUGUUCAGGAGUUUAACCUGACCAGCACCCGUCAGGUGUACCCUGUAGAGAACGACACCCUUCAGUACCGCGUGACGGGACUCACCAGGCUCACCAAGUAUGAGAUUGAUGUCCGUGCCAGAACAAGAGUGGGGCUUGGACCUGCUGUUGUCUCUACUAUCACCUCAGGAGAAGUUCCAGAGCGACCGGAGCCCCCACAAAAUGUAGCCAUCUCAAGAGUGACAACAGAUUCGGUCUACAUCCAGUUCACCCCUGGGGACAGCGGAAAGACUUCCAUUAUCGAGUGGACCGUGGAAGCACAGGUUGGGGAAGACCCAGAGUGGCGGGUUGUGUAUAUCUCUAAUGAUGAGAAUGCACUCUCCCUGACCAUACCCAACCUGAGGCCGUACACGCACUAUGUGUUUAGGAUGAAGGCCUCCAACGUGGUAGGAGAUAGUGUGUACACACCUGAGACCAGGAGGAUACGAACCAUCUCAGCACCCCCAACUGGUAAGCCCAGGAAUGUGACUCUUAUUCCGGCCAGUGAGACAUCUCUUCGAGUCCGUUGGGUGCCCUUAUCCCAGGACGAGUGGUUUGGUGCCAUGCAGGGGUACCUUGUCCAGUAUAACAAGUUGAAUGAGACCCGGAUCCAGCAGGCUCACGCCACAGACCCCUGGGCAUUUGACUUUAUCCUGGAGGGUCUGGAGGAAUGGACAGCCUAUGAGGUGCAGGUUCAGGCCUAUAAUGAUGUAGGGAGUGGUCCAUGGACUGAGCCUGUGGUAGAGCGGACAAGAGAGUCAGUUCCCUCAGCAGGUCCUGACCCUGUAUCAGCCUACGCUGCCAGUCCCACCAGCAUCAACGUCACCUGGGGCAGGGUUCCAGAGAGUGAUGAGAACGGGCUCAUCCUGGGGUACAAGGUUAUGUACACAGAAUCUGAAGAUGUGCAGGGGAAUGCAGAAAUCCAAUACAAACAGGUGAACGGCAACAACACUAACGGCACCCUGGUGACUGGCCUGCGCAAGUUUGUGGAGUACGACAUCCAAGUGUUGGCAUUCACACGGGUAGGGGACGGCGUGCCUACAGAUCCUCAGACUAUCAAGACAUUGGAUGAUGUCCCUGGUUCACCUGGAAACGUCAUGUUCCCUUCUGUGACAUUCACCGCUGGGAACACAGCAUCUGUUACUGUGAGAUGGGAUUCUCCUCAGGAGCCUAACGGUGUUAUUGAAGAAUACCGGGUGGAGUACGGACUUGCUGACUCCAGAAACCGUAGGAAACGACAGGUGAACUACCAGGAACAGACCGUCGGUGCUAACAACCGUAGCCUGACUGUUACCAACCUGGCCAGGGACAGAACCUACAACUUCCGCAUCACUGCCAAGACCCGUCACGGCUGGGGAGACCCAGAGACUGUUCAGGUCUACACCACUAACAGGAGAAAUCGCCCAUCCAUACCUGGACGCCCUGCAGUCCCCCAGGACGAGGUCCGGUCCCGCCAGGCCACGAUGACAUGGCUGCCGAGCAGCGAUGGAAACGCUCCCCUGCGUUAUUACAUCGUACAGACGUACAAGGGCUCCCGCGGGCCAUGGGUCAACCGACCGGAGCAAGUCGAUCCCUCGCUCUCAGUAUAUGUUCUGACAGAUCUGCAGCCCUACACCACCUACAAGGUGCGCAUCAGAGCAGGCAAUGAUAUUGGUGAAAGUGACUGGAGUUUGGAGUCCAACACGUUCACCACUUUACAAGCAGCUCCAAGCGGCCCGCCAACCAUCACUGACUACUACCCUUACACAACUACCUCAGUCAAGGUCAUCUGGCGGGCACCGCCUUCCAACACCCACAAUGGAGCCAUAACAGGAUACCGUGUCCAGUACCGUAAGCUGCCGACACUCGACAGGUUCACCACCAUCAUGCUGGACGACCCGAAUGUCAGGCAGUACGAGCUCACUUCCCUGGAGAAGUUUGAGACGUAUGAAAUCAAGGUGAACGCCUUCAACGUGAUGGGCCAGGGGCCGGCCAGCAGUACAGUGGAGAUCACCACUGGUGCAGCAGUUCCUCGGCUGCCACCCUCCAAUGUGCAGAUUGUACAGGUGCAGGCCACCACCAUGUCAAUCACAUGGACAGCUCCACCUGCUAACACAACCAACGGAGACAUCCAGGGUUACAAGGUGCAUUACUGGAUCCAUGAACAGAAACAGACCACCGAGCGGAUGUCAGCAGUACUGCAGCCAGUGACCCAGCACCGGCUGUUGGGGCUGCACAGUUACACCACAUACUGGAUUCAAGUCUCCUGUUUUAAUGCAGCAGGGGACAGCAACCGCAGCAGUCCGGCUGUACGGGCUCGCACUGAACAAGCAGAGCCUGGUCGUCCUGGGCCCAUAUCAUUCUCCACCAUAGCCUGUUCCCUGAAUGAGCUGAGGGUGAAUUGGGAAUUACCUCAGCACCCCAACGGGCCCCUGACAGGGUACAGAGUCUCCUAUGAACCAGACCAACCAGUCCAAGGCAUCAGUACCUCAGUGAUGGUGGAUGUGGUGGGAACACAGCGCAGCCUGCAUGUGAAGGAACUGAGGGAGCAGGUCAGAUACGUGUUCCGUGUGCGUGCACGGACAGCCAUCGGGUAUGGAGAUGAAGUCAUAGGGAACUACACAACUGGACCUGGCAUUGGUGGCCCAGGUGCUCCGUCCAAGCCCUCCAUGAGGAUUGACAAGGACUCUGUGUUCCUGCAGUGGUCUGCUCCGUCCUCCACCGGAUCCUCCACCAUCACACAGUAUGUGGUGGAGAAGAGACCAGAAGAUUCUAUAUAUUGGUCCCACUUGCCAAUAGAGCUAGGUGCAGAGGCUAGGUCUGCUGUGAUUUCAUUUGAUGACCUACCGGACAAGAGGGCCACCUACACCUUCCGUGUGAUCGCCAGGAACUCCAGAAGCUGUGGCCUACCCAGUCAGGAGUCCGACUUUCUCCCCAACAGCUACCUUAGCUCCUAUGCAGCAGACCCCACCCGCCAGUACUGGUUCCUCAUCAUCAUCGCUCUGGUCUUCCUCAUCCUUUUAGUAGUGUUAAUAGCAGUACUAUGUAUGAGGGGUUCCAGUGAGCGAUACAAACGUAAGGCAACAGUUAAAAAGUCAGAAACUGAGGAACAGCUCAGCAGCACCAUGGCCAUGGAUGAUGGAGGGUUCGCAACGUUCGAACUGAACCACAGGCGAAAUGGAGAUGUCCACGGCCACAAACACUCUCUCACCAGGAAAAACAUUUAUGCAAAGUCGCCCCCUCGGCCCAGCCCAGGCAGCAUUGUGUACUCUGAUGAGGAGAGUACCACUAAAUAUGACAUGGAGCCAACAGGCGAGAGCAGCAGCCUGACUGAGAAGCCGUCAGACCUCGGUGACUCCACCUCGGAGGUGAGUGAAAGUGAUUAUGAGAGCUACACCCGAGAAGAUCCACACUCAUUUGUCAAUCACUAUGCAAGCGACCCCAUGUAUCAAUCCUGGAAGAGGCAGAACAAUAUCGGGACCAAGGCAUACAGCUACACAGACAGUGAGCCGGAGAUGCCGCAUGUCUACACCAACCCUCAAGCUUUAGCCAACGGCAUGGCAGCAGGGUCAAGGGCACCCCUCCCCGGCUUCUCAUCUUUUGUAUGACGACUGUUCCUCUUGCAAUAAACAAGAUAUAUAUUUUUGUACAAAACUGAAUUCUGUGGAUCUGGAAUGUAGAUUUUAUUACGGAUGAUUGUUGGUGGGAAACCUUAAAUUGCUUAAAUAUUGUUAUUAUUUAAGAGAAGGUGCUACUGUAUAUGGGUGUUGUGCACUGGAGACCAAGUGUUGUAUAUAAAGCAGAAGACAAUUUGUUUGUUGUUUGUGUUGCUGCUAGGUUAUUGUAGUGGAGGCUUGUCUCUGUUAGAAGGGCUGAUAUUAGAUAGCAUCCUGAAAUGGGUCAGAUUUUCAGUUUUGGCAGAGGACAAUGAUACGUUCAUAGAUCCUAGUCAUUGUGAAAACACACGGGCUCCAGAGGCUUGUCUCUGAUGAAAGAUGACCUCUUACUUAAAAUAACAGCAAACUACAAUGUAUGUCAGCUCUCUUCACUCCGCACUACAUUGUUAGAUACUUAGCAUGUUGUUCACAAUGUUUGUACUUUCACCACAACUCACCCAUUAUGUAGUUUGAAUGGCAACUCAAGACCUGCCUAACUUUUGGAUUAGACUAUUUUAAGGAGCAGUUUGUGCUUGUUCUGAGUCCCCAGAAAUCAAUGUGAAUUCUAAUGUUAAAGUGUUCCUUACAUAUUGUAAGUCUCAGGUUAGCAGAUGAAUGCCAUCAUUUAUAGGAACAAUUUCCAUUGGGAACUUUGUACUUUUUUAAUUCCCUGUUACAUUUGUAAAAUUACAUUAAGUGCCUGAUAUUUGUACAUUUGUAUAAAUGUGGGAAGAGCUAGAAC